AUGUCCGGCCGCGCCAGGGCCAGAGCCAGGGGCCAAGCUCGCCCUCCGUUCCCCGAGGAGGGCGCAGGAGCAGCCGGGGCCGCGAGGAAGAGGAGGAAAGAGGAGGAGGAGAGCGUGUGUCAGUCCCUGUCUCGCCGUGCCAGCGCCUUCUGCUUGACCCCCGCCAUGUCCGGCCGCGCCAGAGCCAGGGGCCAAGCUCGCCCUCCGCUGCCCGAGCAGGGCGCAGGAGCAGCCGGGGCCGCGCUUAGGCCUCUCUUGGGUUAUGGAACCCCUCGGCCUGGGCAGCAGCCUCAGCCGGAGCCGCCGGCAGAAGGGCCGCUCAUUGGUCGCGGGCGCCAGAGAGGAGGAGGAGGAGGGCUGCCUGCACAGGAUGCGGCCAAGGAGCUGGAAAUCUCAGCCGGGUUUCAAGAGAUGAAGUUGGGCGAGAGAGGCGGGUAUAGAAGGAAUUAUAAUGACAUCGGUGUCUACACCCGCCAGUCCAUUGAGCAUGUCAAGGAGGCUAAGACAGGAGUUUCGGGGACUGCCAUCGCCUUGAGCACCAACCACUUCCGCCUGACUUCGCGCCCCCAGUGGACCUUGUACCAGUACCACAUUGACUUCAGCCCGCCCAUGGAGUCUCGGCGCCUGCGCUGCGCCCUCCUGUUCCAGCACGAGGACCUCCUUGGCAGGACGCACGCCUUUGACGGGACCAUCCUGUUCCUGCCCAAGAAAGUGGGGAACAAGGUGACGGAAGUGUACAGCCAGACCCGCCAGGGAGAGACGGUGAAGAUUAUCAUCACCUUAACCAAUGAGUUGCCAUCGACCUCGCCAACGUGCCUGCAGUUCUACAACAUUAUUUUCAGAAGAGUGUUGAAAAUAAUGAAUCUGCAACAAAUUGGACGGAAUUACUACAAUCCCAGUGACCCCAUCAGUGUUCCCAAACACCGGGUGGAAGUGGAAGACAGGACGGAGGCCUACCUGAGAGCCCUGAAGCAGACCGUCACCUCCGACACCCAAAUGGUGGUGUGCCUCCUGUCCAGCAGCCGCAAGGACAAGUACGACACCAUCAAGAAGUUCCUGUGCAGCGACUGCCCCACCCCCAGCCAGUGCGUCCUGGCCCGCACUCUGGCCAAGCCCCAGACGGUCAUGGCCGUCGCCACCAAGAUCGCGCUGCAGAUGAACUGCAAGAUGGGAGGAGAGCUCUGGAGCGUCGAGGUCCCCCUGAAGCAGCUCAUGGUGGUGGGCAUCGACUGCUACCAUGACACCCUGGCUGGCCGGCGAUCCAUUGCAGCAUUCGUGGCCAGCCUGAACCAGGGCAUGACGCGCUGGUAUUCGCGCUGCGUCCUCCAGGACCGAGGGCAGGAAGUGGUGGACGGGCUCAAAGUGUGCUUCCAGGCGGCCCUGAGGACGUGGUACACCCACAACCAGCACUUGCCCUCCAGGAUCAUCGUCUACCGGGACGGAGUGGGAGACGGCCAGCUCAAGACCCUGGUCAACUACGAAGUGCCUCAGUUCCUGGAGUGCCUAAAAACCAUCGGCCAGGACUACAACCCGAAACUGACGGUGAUUGUAGUGAAGAAGCGCCUGAACAACAGGUUCUUUGCACACAUCAACGGGCGACUCCAGAAUCCGCCACCCGGCACCGUGGUCGAUGUGGAAGUGACCCGGCCAGAAUGGUGAGUCGCGAGGAAAGA
Molecule: messenger RNA, 1673 nt
Organism: Anolis sagrei ordinatus
Lineage: Eukaryota; Metazoa; Chordata; Lepidosauria; Squamata; Anolidae
Source: RefSeq, a predicted model, not a curated record